Zophobas morio is the source of this 1484-nucleotide messenger RNA. RefSeq lists its product as uncharacterized. The record is from RefSeq and is a predicted model, not a curated record. NCBI's taxonomy places the organism in Eukaryota, Metazoa, Arthropoda, Insecta, Coleoptera, Tenebrionidae. Bases 521 to 1393 code for a protein of 290 amino acids. The transcript has 4 exons.
GUUUGAUCAAAAGUGCAAACCACCACACAAAAUCGUGGAAAGUGGUAGAACAAUUAUUUAAUGAACUUUAUUAAACAUAAGAAAAAAUUGGCAAAUAUUUAAAAUUGUAAUUAAUGGUACAGUUAUGGCAAAUCAUGGUAAUUCCUGCAAUGGAAGUGUUCGACAACUGAUUUAUAUCUAAUGUACUCAUUGAGGUACUAGGCUACUAGAUAUUGGGCAUGAAGAAGUUGACGGAAUCGAAGCAUCAUAUUCAGUGCACCAUUGUUGCAGUUCUGUUUUUAUCUAUAAUUGAUUCCUCAAUAUAAUUCUCCGCUACAGUAGAGGAUUUCCAGCCCCCAAGGCGCUUCAGUGAUAAAAUAUCUCCGCCACAUUCAGCCAACAUUGUAGGGGAGGACCGACAUAGUGAGUGACCAGUAUAUAGCUCCGGAUCAUCUAAUUUCAAAAAUUUUGCAAUUUUAUUGUGUUACUAAUUGUAUUGUGCCCAAUAUUUUGUUUUACAGGUUUACAACCUCAGAAACCAAUGAAAGCUUUUGGCAUAUCUGGACUGGGUUUUGUGACCGCGUUCAUAAUAAUUGGCCAAUGGUUUAAAACAGAAGCAAGAACUUUUCUACAAGGUCCUACGUUUUGUCGUAAUUUAAAGAAAAAAUCUGAAGUUACUCCUAUCAAAAUCCAGGAUAGUAUAAGCAACGUAGGGAAAGCAUUCCAAACAUCAAAUAAGGAAAACCCAGGAGGAAAAUUAUUCCGUGGAGACGACUCACUAUUCGUUAACAAAUUUUUCGGAAGUGGAUAUAACCAUAAACGCCAGAAAAGAAGUUUUAAAGAAGCUGAAGAAAAUUCCUUGUUGGACGAAGACCCAGAAAACAACGAAGAAACUCCAGAAGACGUAGUACGCCAAGAUGAAGACUUUCAAAGGCAGCAAAUGAUGGCUUCAAAUUUGACGAAUAGUUCCAAAGUCCUUUACGAAGAACUUGAAAAUCCCGAAACAAAAAAUUCAGAGAGCGGAGCCGUCUGCGUUAACGAAGAUGAGAAAAAUUAUGUAAGCAAAGCGGGUACAAGUGGAGUGAAACAAGUAAGUUUUAAUGGUAGAGCAGCAAGUAAUAAUUUCUUGGAGAUGCACUUCUAUAAACCACAACCGGAGAGAGAAAAUUUGAAGAUAAUUCCAGGAGAUAAAAAGUCACUUGUUAUCAAUUUGUAUGAGCAAGGCUCGAAAAGUAAGAAGGAAAUUCAAACUUCGGAGAAAUAUGACUACAUCGAGCUUCUGUCCAAGGAGAGUAAGUUGGUACAAGUUCCCGCUGUGAGAUUUACUGUGGUUCCAGGCGAAAGUACAAACAGGCGAAGGAGGAAAGAUAGAUUUGUUCCUUUUUAUACUUCUCGAUACGGACCGUAUCCAUAGCGCCCGUGAAUUUAUACAUAUACUGUUUAAUUUUUACUUCAACCAUUAAUGUGUAAUUAAUGUCUGAUUAUUAUAUUUUAUUAUUUUAUAA